CUAACACAAACAUCCAUACACACCCACUGCCAGAAAUAGAAGGAUGUUGACCUCCGCCUCCACCGAUUCAUCUCGUUCCUCUUACUCCGGAAGCCCCGUCUCCCAACAAUCUCCGCAUCACCAUGUCUGGUUUCCGCCCGCUCCUCGUCGUCGACCGGAACACUACAAGAUCCCCCGCUACUAUUCCACCCCCGUGAGGGAAGAUAUCCCCGAGUCGACCCCGCUGCAGAUGUACGGCCUGGAGCAGCGUGCCCCGUCGAUCUGCGAGAAGCCCAAGCUCCUGCGUCGCUUCUCCCACGCCCUCGACGAUAUUGUGGAAGACAUGUCCCUCCAGAGCACCAGCGAGAAGGUCCUCAGUCGACGACGCCAAUCCUUCUUUGGGAUUGACGAGGACGCGGUGAUGUCCAGCACCUCAAUCGCCAGCCCGACAAUGGACUACUACGCGGUUCCGGCGCAUCCGCAGCCCCCGAAAUCUCGCCCCAUGUCGAUUCUCUCGACUGAAGCCUGGACCCCGCCGGUCCGCCGACUCAGUCGUCGACUGAGCAUCAGCUUCUCGCGCAAGAAGAAGUUCAGACCGGGGCAGGUCGGGAGCAUCUCGCAGCCGAAUUUGAUCGGAGCCUCGACGCAGAUCUAAAAUUCUCCAAAUGCUGCGCCGUCAUCACACCACCAUAUACUUCGCAUCAGAUGACCUUGUCAAUCCGAAUCCAUCCUCAUUCCACGUGAUGCCUGUUCAUACCACCACCUCAAUUCUAAAUCGACCCAGAACACGCACAGACACAAACACACAUACCUACACACACACAUACGAAACUCGAAAAAUGCAUAUUUCUCUCGGAGUUCAGCGAGCCAAAGGCGGCCGUUAGUCGAUCCUUAUACCAUUUUUAUACCAUAAUAUCUGGUCUAAAAGUCAUUCCUUUUCUAUUCUUCGAUAUUCCCCCACCCCUUUUUCGAUCCGAUUUAUUUCAAUUCUCUCCUUUGAUCUUGGGGAUCUUGUCAUCUGCAUUAGCUCGGUGUUUGGUGUUUCAUUUCUCGGUCCGUGCUUUUUU
Molecule: messenger RNA, 1046 nt
Organism: Aspergillus aculeatus ATCC 16872
Lineage: Eukaryota; Fungi; Ascomycota; Eurotiomycetes; Eurotiales; Aspergillaceae
Exons: 1
Coding region: 44-634 (196 amino acids)
Source: RefSeq, a predicted model, not a curated record